Vollenhovia emeryi is the source of this 3776-nucleotide messenger RNA. RefSeq names its product protein asteroid-like. The transcript has 2 exons. Lineage: Eukaryota; Metazoa; Arthropoda; Insecta; Hymenoptera; Formicidae. Bases 607 to 2904 code for a protein of 765 amino acids. The record is from RefSeq and is a predicted model, not a curated record.
AAUUAACGCUGUUGCUAAUAAAAUGUUUUCCUAAUGAAAUUUUUGAUCAAAACGUGUAAGUUGCACACAAAUAAUUAUAUAAUAUACUGUGAAUUUACAGUAUUCGAUGCAUUAAUGUUAUUAGUAUACUAGUAACAUUAAUGCAUCGACUCACAGAAAAAAUUAUUUGUGUAAAAAUAACAUACAGUUAUCAAACAAACACUAUAAUGUUUAAAUUGUCGCUAGUGAGCGCAAACUGUUGCAACCGAUAACAACGGUUAUUCGCCAUAACUUUACCACUAAAGUUUAGUGGGGGGGGGGGGGGACCAACAGUGCUGCGCUCUGCCUCGUGACUCGAAGGUGUGAACUAAUCAAACUUCCGUCACCGUUAAAAUACGAAGAGUUUGGAUGGUUUCCCUGGUUAUAAUAUUAUAGGAAGAAAUAGCAAUGAUGACAAGAGUUGAAGGAAGUAGAAGAAUGCUUUGCUGGAAGUGACAUGACCGCUUAUUUGUGAUCAUUCAAUGAAGAGAACGUAGCUUUGAAAACGCGUUGAGUUUAUACUCAGUCACAAACAAACAAAAGAUUCGCGUGGUUAAUCGAAACUUCCUAGAGAAGACUCAACCAAGAAUGGGGAUCCCUGGUUUGAUGGGGUUCAUAUCCAGCGACUCUGAGCGUUAUCUCGAGUAUUACGCCCUGCACGACAGUUAUUUGGUGAUUGAUGGUUUCAACAUAAGCAGCCUGCUGUACGACUGGUAUGCGAACUGCAAUGACGCGUUCGGCGGCGAUUACGAUCAGUACGCGCAAUGCGUGAGGGAUUUCUUCGACGAGCUCUUGAGGUGCAACGUUACCCCGCUGGUGAUAUUCGACGGCGGCAGCGAGGACAAGAAGCUGAAGAAUGGCCUGUUCCGAGCCAAGGAGAACACUCGAAAUAAGUUGCACUACACUCUGACCACUCAGCAAUGCACCAGAUUCCAGCCUCUGCUCUUUACGGAGGUCUUCAAGGAUGUGAUGAACGAGAAGGACAUCACAUACAUGCAGUGCAUCUUCGAAGCAGACAACACCAUAGCUGCGAUAGCGCGCAUCCUCAAUUGUCCCGUAUUGAGCUAUGACUCUGACUUCUUUAUUUCUGGAUCGUUGUACAUACCGUUCAAUACGUUGGAAGAAGGCGUAGUGCCCACCCCAACGGGCAGGGGUUACACGAAACGCUGCAAGAUUUAUUACGUCAAGAAGUUCUUUCAAGUUUACUACGGACUGAAUCAGUCCUUGUUGUUGCUGUCUUCGGUAUUGCUGAGGAAUGACUACAAGAAGCAGUGCACGUUUAAGAACUUCUUCCGACAUCUGCCGCAAAUGGAGAGAAGGAAAUACAGCAAUGAGCAGCAGCGGCGCAUAGGCGCCACAUUUCAGUGGCUACGGAGACGUAGUUUAAACGAAGCCGUAAUAGGGAUACUAGGUACAUUACGAAAGCAAAAGCGCAAAGACGUAUUAAAUACGAUAGAAACUAUGAUAAAUAGUUACGACGAUGCGUCGCUAAGCGUGAUACAUAUGCUGAAUAUCCCUGCAGAGAUCUUGUCGAGGGUACACUUGCGGAAUAUGCCUAAGGCGUACAAGUUUGAGGGCGAUAUAAAUAAUUUAACACGUUACGAUGAACAGACAAAUGAGACGGAAUCGAGCGAUGAGGGAGAAGUAGAAGACAAAGAAAUAGCCGACAUACUUGAAGGAAACGCUUUGGAUUCCGAUGAGUCUCUGGUUGACAAUUUGCCCACGUGGUUCAUUACCGAGUUCAAACAGAGCAGAUUUCCUUGUUUUUUCAUAAACUUGAUAAUAAGAAAAUUAUACAUUGCUCCUGUGCAGAUUGAGGAUCCUUCCCGUGCCUCGGCUGUCUUUGUAAGCGUGAAAGUCCUAGGUGUUAUCUGCGGGAUGCUCUUAUCAGAAGGGAAGAAAAGCAACAUGGAAUAUGUAACCAGAGACGAGAACAACGGAAUAAAGCGUUAUCAGUUGGAAUACAGCGAUAAUAUACUUGGUUGUAAACUACCUCCUUUACCCAGCCUGAGGGAAUUGCCUAUUGUCGUCAGAAGGGAAAUUUUAAACACGACGUUGACGAUCUCCCAUGCGAAGUACAUAAACGAAAUCCCGUCGGAUUGGAUGCUGUACAUCGCAACCAUGAGGUACUGGAUAGAUCAACAACAGGAACCGUCGCAAUAUAGUUGUCACGUGUACUCCUUAUUGUUCGCCUUGCUGUUUAACAUAAUCGACAACAAUGUAGGCUACUAUAGAAUCCUGAGCAGAUUUCAGCAAAAGUGUAAUAGAGCUGCGGAGAACAUUCGACACGAAAGAAGGAUAAGAAACUAUCAGCCGCAAUACUCGAUCGACGCUACACUCGCGGACGCAGUCUGCGAGGUUAAUGUCGACGAUUGCUUGCUCGCAGCCGAAUUCUUCGUAUUCAAUUUCGAAGUUGAUCAGAAACUGUAUUCGCAACCGGAAGAAUUUAACAUUACACUUAUCCAUGGUUUUGCGGAGUUUCAAAUUUGCUUGCAGCAUGUUAUGGACUUAAAUGCAUUAUUAGGAUACCCGUAUGAACCAACCAAGGUCGCUGCCGUGUUCAAUGGUACAUUAUUGUAUAAUUUGUGUAGCAAUUUUACAAAACGCGACGACGUUGAGGUUUACAUAAAUUUAAUUUUGCAAGACUCUCCGAGUUUGUCGCGUCUGUUUGACAUACUCUUAUCCAAAGUCAAACCUUUGCUUGCUACUGUACUGGAGAAGAAAACCGAUAAACGUAAGAAGGAAAAGAUAAAAAGGAAUGAGGAAAAGGAGUGUGUUACAGACGAGGAGACUCGUGAAGAGGAAAGUACCUGCGAAAACACCAGCGGUGAAGCAGUCUACGAUGUUAAUAAUGCUUUAUCCAUGCUUGGAAUCACGCAGCAUUAACUUUUUUAUUAUACCUAAUUUUAACUGCGUACAAUUGUAUCGCUGCAAUUCACGUAAUUUAUAAUUUUAUAUAUUAAUUUCAUAUAUAAACAAUUUGUAUAUGUAUAAGAUAUAACGCAUAAGGACAUCUAAAAAUUUUACAAUGGUAUUGUAUCAUUGAUGUUCAAGUUUUAUGACUAUGGUUCUUAAGUUGGAAAAAAUCUAAAUCCUCGCUACUGUCGGUUUCGUCGUUGUUAGAGGAACUCACGUAAUCCUUUCGUUUUUGAUACGAUAACGAUCUCUCUGUACUUGAUCUCUUCUUUCUCGUAUUAGGCAACUGCUUGUUCUAAAUGGAUAACAACUUGAAGGGAUGUUUGUUGCACGAUGCAAAGAAUAAAAUAAAUCAAUACAUUACGUUUUUGUAUAUCUCCGAAAAUGCGCUGAACGCUGUUGUAGCGGCAUUAGUCUCUUCUCGUAAAGUUGGUAUAUAAUAUUGGUCGUCUUCGUGUUUAGCGAGCAAUCCGACGUAAACAGCAUACUUUAAUUUCUCCUCUAAUUCUCGCUCGAGAGCUUUGACAUCGGUUUCCACCGGAUAAUGCCUUUGGAUGUAAUCUCUUAAAUCUUUUAAUUUUACAAAUAGUUGAAAUUUUUGUAAUGCUUUCACGGAUAUAUGUAGCAUUUGCGGCGUUAUUGGGAUUUUCUCCAUCUGAAAUGUAUUUUGUGAAAACGUCUUAUUCUAAUUGAUGAUGCUACUUGUAAAAAAUAAAAGGGUUAUAUCUACUUUUAUUAUAAAAAUGCAGAUAUUACUGUACGGACAAGAUUUAUAAUACAAAGAUGUUACAAUUCAGAUUUAUAAUUAACGUUGUUCCUAAUAAAAUGUUUUCCUGACGAAA